AGAUGAAGGAGAAACCGACAUCCAAACACGCGCUCACUUCCCAUCCAUCUCCUCUAUAAAAUAAUCCUCCAAAGCAGACUCUCCUUACAGACAACUCGACGAACCCUCAAUCUUGGUCUCGCUCACUGUAUUACAGCAACCGUUUUCCUAAAGAGGAGGUUAAUUUUGACUGGCAUUUUGAAUAGCAGGCACAAUGGUUGUUCAGAAGACUGGUGUCCUCGAGAUUUAUUACUGUCCCUGCAAGGGCUGCAACAUAAUUUUGGUUGAACUGGGAAAAUUUCUUGAAGUGCAGCAAAUAGACAGAGAUGAAGAAAAACACAAGGCAUCCAUUUUAGUUACUGGAGAUCCGUACAAAGUCACUAAGGCGCUUAGAAAGUGUGGCAAAAGGUUUGAGUACUUUGAGCCAGCCAUGAACAACCAAGAAAUGCAAAUUGUAUUACCACCAAACCCAGUUCCAGGAAUUCUUGACCCACAUAUGGAAGCUCCGAAUUCUGGUGUCCUUGAGAUGAACUACUGUCCCUGCAUAGGAUGCGAUGAAAUUUUGGUGGAAUUGGAAAAAUUUCAUGGAGUGCAACGAAUAGAUAGAGACGCUGAAUCACACAAGGUGUCGUUUUUUAUUACUGGAGAUCCAUAUAGAGUCACUAAGGUGCUUAAAAACCAUGACAAAAAGUUUGAGUACUUUGAGAAAAGCCCUCCCAUGAACAACCAGGAAAUGCGACUUGUGAUACCACCAAAACCAUUUCAAGUGGUAGCACAGCCACCAGGUUAUGGAUUUACUGGGAUCCCCCUUGAAGAUCUUGAAAUUGAUGAAACGAUUGUGAAGAAGACUAGAGUUUGCUGCCCAAAGUGCAACCAUGAGCUUGAGCUGAAAGGGUAUAACAAACGGUUUGCAUGCGAUGGAUGCAAGGAGGACGGGUUUGGACCAAGAUACAGAUGUAAGGACUGUGACUAUAGCCUACACGAGGAGUGCGCGUCUCCUAAACCUACCAUUUCGCCUGACUUUCUCCAAGAAUCUGCCUUUGAAUUCUGUCAUCAACCAUGCUCAACAUGUGCAAGGCCCUGCUAUGCAUGUGGGAAGGCUAUACGUGGCUAUUCCUAUCGUUGCAAAUCAAAAGAGCUAGAUUUACACCCAUAUUGUAGCAACCUCAAACGCAAUUUAUAUGGCAUGGAUUUUGUUCAUCAUGACAAGGAGAUCUCAUCAUCAUCGAAGUGCGUGUGCUGUGAGAAGAAAAUGCGUUGGGGUACAAAAACAAAAAAUUCGGGUAGUUGUUCUUAUAUUUCUACAUGUAAGAAGUAUCAUUUUCAUGUGUAUUGCAUAACUGAAAUGCUGCACGAAGCUUGGAAGGAAGGUGUUAUCAAUGUCAGUACCGAUGAGAUGUCUAUGCCACCAGAAAAAAUGGAUUUGCAGCUUAGAAAGCCUAAUAACUCAAAUAGAAGUGGUGGGAGAUUUGGUGAGAUUUUGAAGACGUUAAGCACAUUCCUUGGGACAAUAAUUGGUAUUCUUUUGGGGGAUCCAACUGGUGCUUUCGUGCCUGUGCUUAUUGAAUUUUUCUUGAACACGCUCCCAAAGUUACUCUCAAAGUAGAACGAAUAUGGUUCUGGUUUGUAUUGCUUGCUGGGUAAAGGUGUGUAGGGGUUGAAUAGUUAUAGUUGUUCCAAUUUUUGAUUUCAUCUCUUGUAUUGAAUUUUAGAGUUGUUGUACAGUCUGUUUUUGUUUCCUUUCUUGGGAAAGGUCAUGCUCCUAGGAUAGUUUUUUACUUGGGAGAAGAUUCUUGUAUCCCCUUCUUUUGAAGCAUUGUUUUAUUAAUUUUUUGAGUGUAAAAAAAGAAGAAGCUUGUGCUUGCUAUUGUUUCCUUA
This is a messenger RNA of Camellia sinensis, 1857 nucleotides long. The record is from RefSeq and is a predicted model, not a curated record. Lineage: Eukaryota; Viridiplantae; Streptophyta; Magnoliopsida; Ericales; Theaceae.